UCACGUGACGUGACGUGUAGCUAGCAUGGCGGCGCUGAGCUGAGAUAGAAACCUUACUGGACGGACAGAGAUACUCUGGCUUUCAUUUGUUUUCCUUGUCACCUGCCUUUCGCAGGGCCAGGCCGAAGAUGUCGGCCUGAGAGAGGAGCUGUUACAAGACCGAGAGAUGCAGCAACAGCCACACCGGCCCCCGCCGCAGCAGCAACGCUCGCAGUCGAAGGCUGGAAACAGUAAAACCAAGAGCAUGUUUCUGUCCAGGGCGCUGGAGAAAAUCCUCUCGGAUAAGGAGGUGAAAAGAAGCCAACAUAGCCAGCUGCGCAAAGCAUGCCAGGUGGCGCUCGAUGAAAUCAAAGAAGAACUGGAAAAACAAAAGGAUGGUACAGUGGUUGCACCCAGAGCCAACUACAUCGAGGCUGACAAAUACGUGCUGCCCUUCGAGUUGGCCUGUCAGUCAAAGUCCCCUCGGAUAGUUAGCACCUCUUUGGACUGUUUGCAGAAGUUGAUUGCUUACGGUCACAUCACAGGGAACGCUCCGGACAGCAGGACCCCUGGCAAGAGGCUGAUCGAUCGGCUAGUAGAAACCAUCUGCAACUGCUUCCAGGGCCCUCAAACUGAUGAGGGAGUCCAGCUACAGAUCAUCAAGGCCCUGCUGACGACGGUGACCUCCCCACACAUUGAGAUCCAUGAGGGCACGGUGCUUCUCACUGUACGGACAUGCUACAACAUCUACCUGGCCAGCCGCAACCUCAUCAACCAGACCACUGCCAAGGCCACCCUCACGCAGAUGCUCAACGUUAUCUUCACACGCAUGGAAAACCAGGCUGCCCUGGAGGCUCAAGAACAGGAGAAGGACUGUCUACGCCUCCCCCAGCAGAACCCGUCCCCAGUCCCAGGUAGUCGGAUGUCUGAUGGGAGUCCUACUCCAGAGCCCCAGAGCUCCCUAUCCCCGGCAGCCAGUACUUCAGAUCUCACCAGCACCCCUGCUCGCUCCACGUCCCCACCACCAACUUCUGACUUUGAGCAAGACGGAGCAACAAGCACCCCAUCAAUCAAUGGAGAGCCUGAGGGUGGCAACACUCCGGUAAACGGAACAACAGAACGAGUCACACCAUCAAGAGUUUUUGAAGAUGAAGGUGCAGAAACGCUUCCUACAGAAGCUAGGCAAACUGAAGAAGCAAACGAAGCAGUAAGCAAUUUAAAUCCAGCAGAGCUGGCAGUGACUCAGGAAGAGGAAGAAGAACAACAGAAACACAGUGGAACUGAUCAGCACCCAGCCCAUCAUGUUCCCGAGCAGACGGAGGACGUUCCAACCAGGAUCAGGACAGAAAGUCAGCAGAUGAACGGUAUAAUCGAAGACCGCUCAUCUGUUUCCUCCACAGACAUGCUGGAUGCUGAGGCCCUACAGGGACCCCACAACGCAGCCCGUUUUUCUCAUAUCCUGCAAAAAGAUGCUUUUCUGGUGUUUCGCUCUUUGUGCAAACUCUCCAUGAAACCGCUUGCUGACGGCCCUCCAGACCCGAAGUCCCAUGAGUUGCGGUCAAAGAUCGUCUCCCUGCAGCUGCUGCUCUCUGUGCUGCAGGGCGCCGGACCAGUAUUUCGCACCCACGAAAUGUUUGUGAAUGCCAUCAAACAAUAUCUUUGCGUGGCGUUAUCCAAAAAUGGUGUCUCCUCUGUGCCUGAGGUCUUUGAGCUCUCACUGGCCAUCUUCCUCACCCUGCUCUCCCAUUUCAAGAUCCAUCUGAAGAUGCAGAUUGAGGUGUUUUUUCGGGAGAUCUUUUUGACUAUUCUGGAGACAUCGACCAGUUCUUUUGAGCACAAGUGGAUGGUUAUCCAGACACUUACACGCAUCUGCGCAGAUGCCCAGUGUGUGGUUGACAUCUAUGUUAACUACGACUGUGACUUAAAUGCUGCUAAUAUCUUUGAGCGUCUUGUCAAUGAUCUCUCCAAGAUUGCUCAGGGCAGAAGUGGACAGGAGCUUGGGAUGAGUCCUCUGCAGGAGCUGAGUCUGCGUAAAAAGGGUUUGGAAUGUCUGGUGUCCAUUCUCAAAUGUAUGGUGGAAUGGAGCAAAGACAUGUAUAUGAAUCCAAACCUUCAAGCAAACCUGGGUCAGGAGCAUCCAUCUGACAAUGAUGGAGCAGAGCUGAAGCUCCCUGAGCAGCUGGCAGGGCGCCGGGACAGCGUUAGCUCAUUGGACUCCACUGUUUCCAGCGUCCCCAUGUCCCAGGCGGAUCAUCCAGAGCAGUAUGAAGUUAUCAAACAACAGAAGGACAUCAUUGAGCAUGGCAUCGAACUCUUCAACAAAAAGCCGAAGCGUGGUAUCCAGUACCUGCAGGACCAGGGGAUGCUGGGCUCCACAGCUGAGGAUAUCGCCCAGUUCUUACACCAGGAGGACCGACUGGACACAACACAAGUCGGGGAGUUUCUCGGUGAGAAUAACAAGUUCAACAAAGAGGUGAUGUACUGCUAUGUGGACCAGCUGGAUUUCUGUGGGCGGGACUUUGUCUCUGCUCUCAGGGCGUUCCUGGAAGGUUUCAGGCUUCCAGGAGAGGCCCAGAAAAUCGACAGACUGAUGGAGAAGUUUGCUGCCCGGUAUCUUGAAUGCAACCAGGGACAGACAUUGUUUGCCAGUGCAGACACUGCCUACGUGCUGGCCUACUCCAUCAUUAUGCUUACCACAGACCUGCACAGUCCUCAGGUGAAGAACAAAAUGACGAAGGAGCAAUACAUCAAGAUGAACCGCGGUAUUAACGACAGUAAGGACCUGCCUGAGGAGUAUCUCUCCUCCAUAUAUGAUGAAAUCGCAGGUAAGAAGAUUGCCAUGAAGGAGAGCAGAGAGUUUUCAAUCACCCCGAAGUCCACCAAGCAGAAUGUGGCCAAUGAGAAGCAGCGCCGCCUGCUCUACAACAUGGAGAUGGAGCAAAUGGCAAAGACCGCUAAAGCUCUGAUGGAGGCCGUGAGCCAUGCUCAGGCACCAUUCUUCAGCGCUACACACCUGGAACAUGUCAGGCCCAUGUUCAAGCUGGCCUGGACUCCCUUGCUGGCAGCUUUCAGUGUGGGACUGCAGGACUGUGAUGACCCAGAGGUGGCCUCUCUGUGCCUGGAAGGCAUCCGAUGUGCCAUCAGGAUCGCCUGCAUCUUCAGUAUGCAGUUGGAGCGAGAUGCGUAUGUUCAAGCCUUGGCCCGAUUUACUCUGCUGACUGCCAGUUCCAGCAUCACAGAAAUGAAGCAAAAGAACAUCGACACCAUUAAGACCCUGAUCACCGUGGCUCAUACUGAUGGAAACUACCUGGGCAACUCGUGGCAUGAGAUCUUGAAGUGUAUCAGUCAGCUAGAGCUCGCCCAGCUGAUUGGCACAGGGGUGAAGACACGCUACAUCUCGGGGGUUGUUAGAGACAGGGAGGCCGGCAUCAAGGGCUUACCUUCUGGUACGGAGGAGUUCAUGCCACUGGGACUGGGAAACCUGGUUGGAAGUCAGGACAAGAGACAGAUGGCUCACAUUCAGGAGUCAGUAGGAGAGACCAGCUCUCAGAGUGUGGUGGUAGCUGUGGAUAGGAUCUUCACUGGUUCUACCAGACUUGAUGGAAAUGCAAUUGUGGACUUUGUGCGAUGGCUGUGUGCUGUGUCCAUGGAUGAACUGGCCUCCGCUCACCAACCAAGGAUGUUUAGCUUGCAGAAGAUUGUGGAAAUAUCUUACUACAACAUGAACCGCAUCAGGCUGCAGUGGUCUCGAAUUUGGCAGGUCAUAGGAGACCACUUCAACAAGGUGGGCUGUAACUCCAAUGAAGAUGUUGCCAUCUUUGCUGUGGAUUCACUGAGGCAGCUUUCCAUGAAGUUCUUGGAAAAAGGGGAACUGGCCAACUUCCGCUUCCAGAAAGACUUUCUCAGGCCUUUUGAACACAUCAUGAAGAAGAACAGGUCUCCCACCAUCAGAGACAUGGUGAUCAGGUGCGUAGCUCAGAUGGUAAAUUCCCAGACGGCCAACAUCCGUUCUGGUUGGAAAAACAUCUUCUCAGUGUUUCACCAGGCUGCCUCCGACCAUGAUGAGACAAUAGUGGAGCUUGCCUUCCAGACCACUGGGCACAUUAUCAUGAACACCUUUCAGCAACACUUUGCAGCAGCUAUUGAUUCAUUCCAGGACGCAGUAAAGUGUUUGUCAGAGUUUGUGUGCAAUGCAGCUUUUCCUGACACCAGCAUGGAGGCCAUCAGACUCAUCCGACACUGUGCAAAAUACGUGUCUGAAAGACCACAGGCUCUGAGGGAAUACACCAGUGAUGACAUGAAUGUUGCUCCUGGUGAUCGGGUGUGGGUUCGUGGCUGGUUUCCCAUCCUGUUUGAGCUUUCUUGUAUCAUUAACCGCUGCAAGCUUGACAUCCGAACAAGAGGUCUCACAGUCAUGUUCGAGAUCAUGAAAAGUUACGGCCACACCUUUGAGAAGCACUGGUGGCACGACCUGUUUAGGAUAGUCUUUCGCAUCUUUGACAACAUGAAGCUCCCGGAGCAGCAGACAGAGAAAACUGAGUGGAUGACGACGACAUGCAACCACGCACUCUACGCCAUUUGUGAUGUGUUCACCCAGUUUUAUGAGCCUCUCAGUGAAAUCUUACUGGCUGACAUUUUCACACAGCUGCAGUGGUGUGUCAGGCAAGAUAAUGAACAGCUGGCUCGGUCGGGGACAAACUGCUUGGAGAACCUGGUGAUUCUGAAUGGGGAGAAGUUCAGCCCAGAUGUUUGGAACAUCACCUGCUGCUGUAUGCUGGAGAUUUUCCAGAACACCAGCCCUCAUGCUUUGUUAACCUGGCGACCCGCUGGACAGGAUGAAGAAGCUGCUGAUGGCAAGCACUUCGAUGCUGAUUUCGACUGUCAGUCCCAGAGCAGCUACGACAGAGCUCUGUCUGAGAGAGGACACAGUCAAAUGUCCAGCGACGACACCUGGAAGGGCAAGUCGAAUGCCAGAGUUUCAGACCAGAAGUUGUUUGCAGGACUGCUGAUUAAAUGUGUGGUACAACUUGAACUAAUCCAGACCGUAGACAACAUUGUUUUCUACCCAGCAACCAGCAAGAAGGAGGAUGCUGACAACAUGGCUGCUGCACAGCGAGACACUCUGGAGGAGUCAGAAGGAGGCAAAUCAGGCCCAGAUCAGGGCAUGUACCGGCAUAUGACGUCAGCCCACCUCUUCAAGCUCCUGGACUGUCUGUUGGAGUCGCACAACUUUGCCAAGGACUUCAACUCCAACAACGAACAAAGGACGGCCCUCUGGAGGGCAGGAUUUAAAGGCAAAUCCAAGCCGAACUUGUUGAAGCAAGAGACCAGCAGUCUUGCUUGCAGCCUGAGGAUCUUGUUCAAGAUGUACUCUGACCUUCAGCUGCAGGACUCGUGGCCUGACAUUCAAACACGCCUGCUGCUGGUGUGUAGUGAUGCUCUGGGUUACUUCAUCAGUCUGACCUCGGAGAGCCACAGAGAGGCUUGGAACAGCCUGCUGAUGCUGCUGCUCACCAGGACCCUACGGCUACCCGAUGAUAAGUUUAAGCCCCAUGCUUCCUGCUACUACCCCCACCUGUGUGAAAUGAUGCAGUUUGACCUGAUCCCGGAGCUGCGGGCCGUCCUCAGGCGCUUCUUCCUGCGUAUCGGUUCUGUCUUCCAAAUCGCUGCUUCUGAGGGACCGCCUGCUUGAACUCUCACAAAAAAGAUGUUGAAGGACCAGAUGGAGAAAAUGGAAAUGACAACGAACACGGAUGAAGAUCUUAACUGAACUUGAUUGAUAAGAGACUUUCUCAGCUCAUAUUACAAGAGGGGCAGCAAAACUAGGAGGAAAGUGAAAAAGACUGUAGCUUUUCAGUUUCACUUCAGUACUUUGCAUUAAAGUGUUAGAUUUUUUUUAACUGUGCUUGGCUUGUUGAAAAAUGUCUUCACGCUGUCCCUCCUCGGUUCUGUCUUGGGGAUGAGCAGCAAUGUGACCGACGCUCCCUGCUGACUGCUGUCGUUCAUCAUCCCCUCUUUGACUCUCAUCUCAAUGACCAGAAAACAACCCUAAAUAAUUUGUCGUUAUUGUUGCUAAUCCUGACCUGGUUUCCAUGUUUUUCUGUUUGUUCUGGCUUUUAAAUGCUUAAAGAAAGACAUGGAAAAGAAAUGAAGCAGUGAAUCUGAUAAACCUUGGAUUUGUGCUUUGGCCGCCUGUGCCUAUAAGAAAAUUAUUGUAACAACAAAUGUUCUCUGUAUCAGUACUCUACCUAAAGCAUUACUCUAGUGUUUACGUGUCUCCUCAUAUUGGUGUAGCAGCCUAUUGACUUGCUAAAGAGACCUCAACCUGCAUUUGCAGGUAACACUAUCAAAGAUCUAAAAUGGCUUUCUUUCUGAUUUAUCUGCUAUGUGAUACAACCGUCCUGUUAUGUUUCUUGCUUGUUGAGAUUUUACUUAUUUAUUUUUCCUACUUGCUUUAAAUUGUUUUAUGAUUUUUUUCCCCCCAAAAUAAUACCUGGUUUACAAUGUAAAAUACUGUAUUCUCCCUCCUGUCAUGCAUUCCUGCUUGUCUUACACAUGGAGUUGACUCCUCUGCCUUUAGACUUCAAGCUGGCUCAUAAAACCUCUCCACUUAUCCAUCACUUGGCUGUAUUACAUAAUCCAACUAUUUUGCACAUCAUAUUGCUACUGUAUUGAUACUACCCAGUGUAUCAAUGUAGAAUGCCUGUCAGUGCUGAUUUACUUUUACAUGACAGUACCACAGGAAGGUUUGGGAACAGAGCAAAACCAGAACUCACAUCCACGGAGAUGCUGGAAUCUCUGCAUCUUGGAUUCUUACAGUGUAUUCCAUGCCCUUUUUUUCUUUUCGGAAAAAAGAUGUAUGUAAUUAUUUAAAGUGCAUUUAAUUUUUUUGUUUGUUUGUUUUUGGGACAAGCAUCGCUUCCCUUGCAGUUAUGGAUGUCUACUUUUUUCCCCUAAAGUUAGGGAAUAUAUAUAUAUAUAUAUAUAUAUAUAUAUAUAUACAUAUAUAUAUAUAUAUAUAUAUAUAUAUAUACAUUGUGUGAAAUUAAG
Messenger RNA from Melanotaenia boesemani (Boeseman's rainbowfish), 7029 nucleotides. It is a transcript of the gene arfgef2, whose product is annotated as ADP-ribosylation factor guanine nucleotide-exchange factor 2 (brefeldin A-inhibited). Lineage: Eukaryota; Metazoa; Chordata; Actinopteri; Atheriniformes; Melanotaeniidae. Gene Ontology annotation, biological process: regulation of ARF protein signal transduction. The transcript has 39 exons. Bases 167 to 5671 code for a protein of 1834 amino acids. The record is from RefSeq and is a predicted model, not a curated record. Gene Ontology annotation, molecular function: guanyl-nucleotide exchange factor activity.